This is a messenger RNA of Boeremia exigua, 2777 nucleotides long. RefSeq lists its product as uncharacterized. The transcript is spliced from 2 exons. Lineage: Eukaryota; Fungi; Ascomycota; Dothideomycetes; Pleosporales; Didymellaceae. The annotation marks the transcript as partial. The record is from RefSeq and is a predicted model, not a curated record.
GUCUCUCGUCUCUCGUCUCUCGUCAUCUUCGUCAUUGCCAUCGCAUUAGGUACAUUCGCCGAUGAAGAGCAAGCUACGCUCGAAGUCGAUGCGCUGGUCAACGACGACGAAAACGAGCCCGUACGUCCGCUUGGCACGCCAUUGGCUGGGCAGUUUUUCGAACAGCCGCGACGGUCAACGCCAUCCAUUCCGCCAGGCUUCACUGCUCCAGCGGUGAGGGCUAUCGCUGGGGACGUUACUGUUCAAGGCUCGCGCACCGGCUCGCAUCCAAUGUCACGGACCGCUUCGUCUACGAUCAUACCCGCGAUACCCAUUGUGCCAGUCACUCCCGUGAAGUCGGAGGCGAGGACAAAGAAAGGGAAACAGGCCGUGAAAAGCGUCGAAGUGGAUGCCCCGGCUGCAAGUGCGAGUGUCGUGCCUGCGACACCGACCAGGGCGACUGUUAAAGGGAAUAAAUCACAAGACACGACGGAAGCUUCAAGUAAAGCGGCGGACACAUCGAAGAAGCCUGAGCCGAAGGAGAAGAAGGCACCAGAAACACCUGCGAAGGCUGCAACGAAAGCUAAAGCAAAGAAGGUUGAAAAGGCGGAGAAGUCGUCAGAAGAGAGUGCUUCGAAGCUUCCCCCCAAGGAUGUCACUGAUGCGAACACAACAGCGAAUGCCAAACGCCAUCCCGGGAAACUUGACAUUCCAGCUGCAAAGGUCGUCGAGAAGGAGCCGGUGCCUGCUACGACACCUGGCCACACCAAGAACGCGCGCAGCAUCCCUGCCAUGAAGAUUCCUUCGGUCCCCGCCAGCCCAGCUGUCGCAGCUGCGCCAUCCCCCAUCAAGCACACGGCUGCGCCUCGAACACUGCGCUUGGUGUCCACUCCAAAGGUAGAGACGCCCAAUGUGGCGCCGCCACCUCUUCCUCAGAUUCCCACCGUGGACAAGUUAAGAUCCAGACAAGCGAGCAUUGCAUCGUUGAACCAGCCCGGCACCCCUGCCAGCGAGCUGAUCUCCGACACAGCAUCAAUGACAUCGGGCAUGGUCUCCAGGGCAAGCUCCCCACCUCCCACCAUUGUCGGAUCCGCACCAGUCAGGAAGAUCACCAAAGCGCAGGCAAAGAAGAACAGGCAGGAGCGCAAGCGCACUGAAGAGGAGAAGGAGAAAGCGGAGGUGGGGUCUGACGUUGAGGUCGUCCAAGCACCCAUCAUUGGCCGCAAGAAGAAGGCCAAGAAGCCGAGUUCGACGCCCAAGCCAGUCGCUGCGAUGGCCUCGGCCAUGAAGGAGGCCGCCAGAAGCCAGCCGGCUUCGCCGAAGAGCGCGACCGUCGAGGAUGACCCGCUCGAAGCACCGGCCGUGGCAACGGUCAAGGCUCAGUCUGCGCACAACUCGGCGAGCGCGACGCCCGAACCUGAACCCCAGCACGAGGACGUGAAGGAGCGGCGCGAGCCAAGCGCGCAGUCGGUACUGAGCGACCUCCAGAAGAGCGGCGAGCUGCUCAUGUCGCAGCUCGAAUUCUUCAAACCGCUCUCGUCCAGCUACCUGCACUCUCUCCGCAACACCCCGUCCGGGCAAGUAACACUACCCCCGGAUCUCAAAGUUCACCUCUCGGAAGCUGAUCUCGACGCCCUCGCCGACAAAGACGCCGUCCGCCUCAAAGGCCAAGACGGCAAGCGCGACUCCUACACCCUCAUCACCCCCAACGGCAGAUUUCUCUGGGGCCUCACCGCCGAGCUCGAAGAGCGCGCACUCACCCUCGAGCACGAAAUCGAGAAACUCGCAAGCUACCUGCGCUUCCACCCCCCGCCGCGCGCGCCCCGCGCCCCCGCCCUCAAAGACGCCAAAUCCCCGUCCUCGGACCCCGCGCUCUUCGCCGCUGAGCCCCCCCUCCCGCCGCUCGACCACGGCCCGGCCCUCGCCACCCCCGCCGACGCCGCCGCCUACCUCAACCAGUUCGUGCUCCCCGCCACCGACUCCCCGCCGCCCGCCCACCCGCGCCCCGAAAUGGCAGCCGUCGGCGGCAUGCCCGCCGCCGGCACCGCGCUCGUCCAGGCCCCCCCUGGGCGCGGCGCGCACGCCGCGUGUCUCGAGAAAGCAGCGCGCAGCGUCGUGCUCGGCGGCCGCGGGGGCGAGGCUGAAAUCGAGGGCGUCGCCGUGGUGCGCGGCGGCGACAAGGGCGGCGUGUGGGUCAGUGGCGUCGAGGGGCUUGUUGGCGUUGGUGUCGGCGUGGGUGUCGGCGUGGAUGGCUGUGGCUCCGGGAGAGACAGGGCUGCAGGCAGGGAUCGCGCGAGGGAUGCGAGGGACGGCAGGGCGGUGUUGGGGCUUGAGGAGGCUGAGGCUGCGAUGGUGGGGGCGCGCAGGGAGCAGGAGGUGUUGGAGCGGAAGCUGGGCGCGCUGUUGAAGCGGAAUCGGAAGGUUGCGCGGUGCUGACGCUGGGGAAGAGGGGAGUUGUUGUUUUGAUAGGGUUGGGGUGUUGUGUGGAUAGGGAGUGCUGUUGUAUAGAUAGCGAGACUGUGUUGUACUGUACUGUACUGUACUGUACUCCACUGUACUCGUGGCACGAGACAGGCUGCUCUGCGCCGGGCACAGCGUGUUGUAGUAUACCUCGCCGGCCGCUAGUCGCUAGUCGUUGUUGUUGGAAAUAGGAUAUCCAUACCACGCACCAACUCACAAAAUUCAUACCACGCAGCGAUUUAUAACGCCAACUCAAACCACACUUCAUGGCACUACUUCAAUCCACGACUCAUAACACUCAUUCAAACCACAAUUCAUAACACUCCUUCUGACCAACC